AUGUGUUCAGACUCGAGCAAUUCCGACUCAACAGUGUCAAUAUCCGACCUAGACUCAACUAGUUUGAAUUUUAUGUCUGUUGCUCGCGCAAGCUCUCUUCCUCACUCUUCAAAGAGAUAUUCGUUCACAAAGCAACAUCCUAUUGCACUUCCAGAUUCCAGACCCGAUUCUUCAUUCAAUCAACAUUCUUUCCAAAAUCAAACAGUGCCAGUCGACAAUUUAAUAAAUUACCAAAAUGAUGCUCCAACUCUCGUUCACCCUUCUAAUUCCACUGCGACUGAGAAUGUACCAGUCAUGCCUCGACCUUCUCGACCUUCUCUGGCUACGAGCGUGCCAGACAAGCACCAAACAUAUCGACUAUCUCAAGCUAUUUCUUCUCAGAUAAACGUGAAUUCAGACGCCGAUUAUGCACAUUAUUCUGUCAGAAUCUCUAGUCCACGGCCGAUGGGACAAUUCGGUCAAUGUGAACAGUGCACAAGUGCGAGAACAGGAUACAAUUGGUGUCAAUACUGCGACACCGAACGGCUUCAGAAUGAUUUUGUGAAUUGGACAAGCGGCUGUAAAGAAAUCGAUGAUUUUAUUCAAGUAGCUCAACUCAAGGCGAUUAAUGUCAGAUCUAUCGUGGAGUGGAUAGACUAUAAAGAAUUUAGAAACGUGAGUCAUCUUGCGAAUGGAGGUAACAGUUCAGUAUUUACGGCAUAUUGGCCUCGAGGACCUAUAAGAGCAUGGGACUUUAAUAUCGGGGAUUGGGAACGAGGCUGGAGUCAGAGAAAUCCAGACCUCAUUAUCCUCAAGCGUCUUAACAAUUCUAACAACGUGACGACGGACUUUUUGAAAGAGUUGGCCGCAUACCACCAAUUCAGCACAAUGGUUACACACGUCGUACGUUGCUAUGGCAUUUCACACUGUCCAAUUACGAACGAGUAUAUUGUUGUCACGUCGUAUGCCGAAGAUGGUGAUCUUCGGCAGUAUAUUUCCAAGAACUUUGAUAAUUUUACUUUACAACACAAGAUAAUCACCCUCAGAGAUAUUGCGGUUGGUUUGGUAACCAUUCAUAGGGCAGGACUGUUACAUAAAGACUUGCAUACUGGAAACAUUCUUCGAUCCGGUAGCUGGACAAUGAUAAGCGAUCUCGGUCUUUGUUGGAAUAACGCUUCUGUAGCAGGAACUGAAGAGACGGUUCGUGGUGUGCUUCCCUAUGUAGCACCGGAAGUUUUACGAGGAAUGGCAUACACUCGAGCAGCUGACGUUUAUAGCGUCGGGAUGAUUAUGUACGAGCUAUGGUCAGGUAGACCACCAUUCGAAACAAGAGAUUAUGAUGCAUCUCUAGCAUUAGAAAUAUGUUCGGGAAAACGUCCGGAAAUUGACACGGAAGACAUACCCGACUAUUAUUCCAUAAUUAUGCAAGCAUGCUGGGAUCGAGACCCUAACAUGCGACCUACAUCGCGUGAAUUAGAAAGGAUAUUUGACAUAUGGGUUGACAACAUGGCCCACAAAAAGCUUCCUUGUCUCAAGACUUUUAGGAGAAGAUCAAUGAAUUUGACAGUGCCUUCUCCAAUGCAUCAUUCAUCCGAACGUACCAAGAGUCUACCUAUACCUCAACUAUCCGCUGAGCAGCAUGAGUAUUUAAAGAGAAUGGAUAAACAUCGAGAAGAGUUAUAUGAUCGUUGUCUUGAUCGUCGUCUCAUUGAGAUGGCUGAAAAAUUUUCUGAAAAACAAGAGCAUGUAAAUCCGAUAACAUGGACGCGAGAACUCAAAACACUUGCUGAUGGCAUCUUUGGCGAUUCCGUAAACCUACGAGAUGCAAGGAUAGUGACCGUACCUGAGCCUAUAACGACGGUGGGCAAUAACGAGAUAGAGAAUAACAAUAUAAACACACCAUCAGUUACGCCUGCUACAUCACCAUCAGUUACGCCUGUUAUAUCACCAGCCGUGUCUGAGUCUAUAAAUACGGAAAGCAGUAACGAGAGAGAGCCUAGCAAUAGUAAGUAG
Messenger RNA from Paraglomus occultum, 1992 nucleotides. NCBI's taxonomy places the organism in Eukaryota, Fungi, Glomeromycota, Glomeromycetes, Paraglomerales, Paraglomeraceae. The record is from the annotation of a GenBank genome assembly.